GGGAGCUGCUGCUCCUGGCCAGGGUGGAAGCGGAGAGGAGGGAGGCGGAGGGGAUUGGAGGCGGGUAGGACCAGGGGACGCGCGAGUGGCUAUUAGCCCGUCUAGGGGGGAAGGCUGGGAUUGAUGGGGCUGGACCGACCAAUGAGAGGGCGCCUGGAGAACGGCCUGGCUGCUGUUAAAGGGGGAGGUGGGAGAGGAGCUGCCAGUACAGCCUAGGCGCUAGCGGGAGAGGCUGGGAGGAAAAGGGGGUGGGGAGGGGGGAUAAAAAGCAGCCACAGCAGCGGCGCCCACUGCAACAAGCAGACGAGGAGGAGAGGCGAGGAGGGAGAGCCAGCCAGCGCCCAGGGAGGACGCCCCCCCCCCGGAGGAGGAGGAGGAAGAAGGACCGCAUCUCCGCGCUCCCCCUCGGGGCUGGAGCAUCUCCAUGGCGGGCGCUGGUGUGCCUGGCCGCGCCUGAAUGGGACCCACGCCCGGACUGAGGGACGGACGUUGAGCACUCCCCCCCCCCACCUCCGCCUGUGUUAUUGUUCUGGGCUGCCUCUUUCUUUCUUUCUUUUUUUAAAUCCGCAUCUUUCCCCCCUCCUCUUCCUCCACCCCUCUCCCCUCCCCUCCGCCCUGUCCCCUCCUCCUCUUCCUCCUCUUCAACUUAAAGAGAGAGAGAGAGAGAUUGUAGCGAGCAGGAGGCGCCGGAUUCUUUCCUCUGUGAGGAAGCGGCGGGCGCAAGUUUGGACUCCGUGAGGCGAAACCGAAUGACCGGGAGAGACGCCGCCGAAGACACACAGGAAUAAUUUAAAAAGAAGAAGAAGAAGAAGUGGGAGGGGUCGGAGGAGAAAGGGCCACGGGGUGGGGUAGUGCAGUGGAGCAUAGUGUGUUUGUUUUCUGAGGGCGUGUGAGAAAGAACCCGCGACUGGUCUGUGUGUAUAUGCCUCGGUGCGUGUGCGCGCGCCUAUAUAUUUCGCUGGCUGUUUGUGAGGGAGGCUGUUUGUGUGGCAGUGGCAGUGACAUCUCUUGGCCAGGGGCUUGUGUGUGCGCGCGUUUCCCUCCCUCCUCACCACACACCGCCCCUCUCCUCCCUCCCCAUCCCUCUCCAUUGCCCUCCGCUCCCCGCUCCGUCUUCUCUCCUUCAGGGCUGCCCUUCCCGCCUGCCCGCACGCCCCCGCCUCAGCUGCUUUAAUACCCUUUGGGCUGCAGCCUGCGCGUGGACUCUCCUAGCCGAGGCGCUUUCUCGCUCGCAGCAAGCAGGAGCCGCUUCGGCAGCCCAGAGCCCCGGGCCUUGGAGGGGGCUUCGGGCGGCAUGCUGCUGGAUGCGGGGCCGCAGUUCCCGGCGCUGGGAGUGGGCACGUUCGCCCGGCACCCGCCCCCGUCGGCGGCGGAGAUGCAAGAGCGCGAGCUGAGCCUGCAGAACAGCUUCGUGGACUCCGCGGCGGCGGCGGCGGCGGCUCACCUGGGCGCCUUCAAGCUCAACGCAGCGGCUCACGAGCUCUCCCCGGGGCAAGGCUCGGCCUUCAGCUCGCAGGCGCCGGCUUAUCCGCACGCCGCCCAUGUGGGCUCCUACUCUGGGCCGCCCUUCAACUCUCCGCGGGACUUCUUGUUUCGGAGCAGGGGCUUCGGGGAGGCGGCAGCCGGAGGAGGACAGCAUGGGCUCUUCGGGGCAGCGGCGGCGGCCACCGGCAGCCUCCACCACCCGCACGCGGAAGCGCAGAGCCACCUGCUCUUCCCGGGCAUCGGAGACCAGCACGGUGCGCCAGGCUCGCCCAACGUGCUCAACGGCCAGAUGCGCUUGGGCUUGCCCGGGGAAGUAUUCGGUCGAUCGGAUCAGUACCGCCAAGUGUCCAGCCCCAGGACUGACCCUUACUCGGCGGCCCAGCUGCACGGCCAGUACGGCCCUAUGAACAUGAACAUGGGCAUGAACAUGGCGGCGCACCAUGCCCACCACCCGCAUGCCCACCCCCAUGCCCACCAUCACCACCACCAUCACCACCACCCCGGGGCCUUCUUCCGCUACAUGCGCCAGCAGUGCAUCAAGCAGGAGCUCAUCUGCAAGUGGAUCGACCCGGAGCAGCUCAGCAGCCCCAAAAAGAGUUGCAAUAAAACUUUCAGCACCAUGCACGAGCUCGUCACCCACGUCUCCGUGGAGCACGUCGGGGGGCCGGAGCAGAGCAACCACAUCUGCUUCUGGGAGGAGUGUCCUCGCGAAGGGAAGCCCUUCAAGGCCAAAUACAAACUGGUCAACCACAUCCGAGUGCACACGGGCGAGAAGCCUUUCCCCUGCCCUUUCCCGGGAUGCGGCAAAGUUUUCGCCCGAUCGGAGAAUCUCAAGAUCCACAAAAGGACGCACACAGGCGAGAAGCCCUUCCAGUGUGAAUUCGAAGGUUGUGACAGACGCUUUGCCAACAGCAGCGACAGAAAGAAGCACAUGCAUGUCCAUACUUCGGACAAGCCCUAUCUGUGCAAGAUGUGUGACAAAUCCUACACUCACCCCAGCUCCCUGCGGAAACACAUGAAGGUCCACGAAUCUUCCCCGCAAGGCUCCGAGUCCUCGCCGGCUGCCAGCUCCGGCUACGAGUCCUCCACCCCGCCGGGCUUGGUGUCCCCCAGCGCAGAGACCCAAAGCACGGCUGCCACCAACUUGUCUCCGGCCGCGGCGGCAGCGGCAGCAGCUGCUGCCGCGGCGGCGGCUGUGUCUGCAGUGCAUCGGAGCAGCAACGGCGGCACAGGCGGCACCGGUGCCUCGGGCGGGAGCGGCGGAGGCGGCGGCGGUGGAGGCGGCGGCGGCGGGGGCAGCGCCAGCCACAGCGGCCUCACCUCCAAUUUCAACGAGUGGUACGUCUGAAGGUGGUUGGCCUUGCCCGCGGGCUGCACUGCCCUGCUCCGCCGAGGAGGAGAAGCCACUGGCGCUCUCUCUGCUCUCUCUCUUUCUCUCUCUUGCCUUGAUUUCGAUUGGGACAGCAGCACAAAAAGAACGAGGACACAGAGAAAGAGGGAAGAAGCGGUUUUAAAACAAACGAGAAAGAGAAAGAGGGAGAGGAAGGAUUAAAAGCCGCAGAACGUUUCGUUUCGCCGAGAGACACCCGCUGCCUCCCCAGAGCCUUUAAAAACUUGCAGCCAGCCGAGAGACCCCUCCCUCCUGCCUCCAGCGCCUUGGGAACAAAAGAUCAGAUACGACCGAGGAGCCGUCCUCGGGCCCGGUUCGCUGCAGCAGCCCCCAUCCCAUCGGACUGUCUGUGUACAUAGAGGAAUCCUCCCUCCUUCCCUCCUUCCUCCAAGGUGGUAAUCAAAGUUUUCUUGGAUUCUUGGUGUAUAGAAAUUGGUCCACUUUGUGAACGCUGGGUUGGUUUCCCUCUGAUGAGUUCCUCUCCCUCAUGUUCUCCCCCCUCUCUCUUUCUCUCUCUCUCUCUCCCUCCCCCCCACUUCUCUUUCUCUCUUUUUAAUUCACCCAUUUUGAAAGGGGAGGGGAAAAUGUAACGUGGAAGCAAAUGGUUUCUUUUGUAAUUGUGGUAUUUGAAUAUUGUGUUCCUUUUAAACAGAGGCAACUUUGAUUGUAAACUUCAUUCUGCUAUAGACUGGGAAGACCUUUUUUAAAAAAAACGUGCCAAAGUCUCCAUACUGUUCUUCAAAACACCCCAGAUCAAUUCCUCCUCCUCUUUCAACGCUUGUGAAUGUAUUUUUCUGUUAGCUGGGUUUACAUGUGAUGUUUUAGUGCUUUUGCAAGUUCGAUUUGUUAGUUCCUGUUUGGAAGUUUGUGGGGAGGGGGGAAAAUAAACGUAGUGCCGUUAGGGUUUUUUUCCAUAAUAACAACCUUCCUUGUGUAAAUACCUGUUGCCAUAUUUAUCCAUUUGUAAUUAAAUUAUGGUAUUAACUUGCUACAGAGGAAACAGUAUUUAUAAAGAAUGUUUCUUAACUAUAAAUAUGUACAAUUGUGAGCAUAAACUGUUUCAGAAUUUUUUUAUUUGAAGGUUUAUGUGGUUUCAUCAUUUCUUGUGAUAUGGGUUGUUUUUUGUUUUGUUUUUAGUUUUUAUUUUUUUGAGAGUAAUGCAUACAGAAAUAUAAUAAAAUGUGUUGAAACUGCA
Messenger RNA from Hemicordylus capensis (graceful crag lizard), 4070 nucleotides. RefSeq names its product Zic family member 2 (gene ZIC2). Gene Ontology annotation, biological process: central nervous system development; regulation of transcription by RNA polymerase II. The coding region runs from base 1295 to 2833 and encodes 512 amino acids. Gene Ontology annotation, cellular component: nucleus. The transcript has 3 exons. Gene Ontology annotation, molecular function: RNA polymerase II cis-regulatory region sequence-specific DNA binding; DNA-binding transcription factor activity, RNA polymerase II-specific. Lineage: Eukaryota; Metazoa; Chordata; Lepidosauria; Squamata; Cordylidae. The record is from RefSeq and is a predicted model, not a curated record.